UGGGUCCCUGGCUCUGUGUGUGUCUCUUUCCCUGCUCCUCCUCUUCUAAUUCCCCCAGCCGAGAGGAGGGAAACCAGAGAGAGAACAAAUUACUGGGCAACUUCUCUCGAGCUCUAAGGUGUUUUCCCCCUUGCUUCCUUUCCUUUCUCUCGUUCUUAUUCCCCCUCUCUCUUUUAUCUUUCCUCCUCCUCCUCCUCCUUGGUACAAUUUUAAUUGCACCCCCCCUUUUGAAGGCGGGGUGGUAUAAGUGCUCCCCCCCUCUUUCUUGGCACCUGGGACCCGCAGAUGCAAAUCACACGCUCCUCUCCUCUCUCUCUCUAGAAGUUGUAGCCACCAAGUUUUAAAGCCUAUAAAGAAUAAGCGAGGAGGAAGAAGGAGAGAAGGAAAGAGAGAGCGAGUGUGUGAGGGAUCCAAAGCGGGAAAGAAGAACACCCUGUGCGGAGCGAGAGCCUGGGUACAUCAGCCACUCUCUCACUCCUCCUAAAGUGAAGCAGCAACUUUACAACUGAUUUGCACCUGUUUGAACAGCUCCAGCUAGAGAGGCGACGACAGCAGCAGCAGCGGCAGGAGAAGCAGCAGCAGCAGCGGCAGCAGCAGCGGCAGCAGCAGCAGCAGCAGCAGCAGCAGGAGCAAAGAAACACCAUCCCCUGAGCCAAGUGGUUUUUGCACGAGGAAAAAGUUUUACCUGCAAUUCUUAUAGCCGCUGCAUGUGUGCUUGGUUUUUGUUUUCUUGCGUUUUUGCUUCGUUUUUCACUCUCUAAAUUUUCUCAUUAAUAACCAUAGGAUCUUAAAAAAAUUUUUUUUUUUACAUCUCUCCAUUUUUGAUCACCUCUCUGUCUUCCUGGUCCUCUAUGCUUCACGCCUUUUUCUUCUGGUGUUGGUGAACACUAAAAGCCGCUUGAAUGUACAGCAUGAUGAUGGAAACGGACUUGCAUUCCCCGGGUGGGGCCCAGGCCCCCACGAACCUAACGGGCCAGACCGGGGCUGGCGGAGGAGGCGGGGGCGGCGGCGGCGGAGGAGGAGGAGGAGGAGGCAGCAACAAGGCCAACCAGGAUCGGGUCAAACGGCCCAUGAACGCUUUCAUGGUAUGGUCCCGGGGCCAGCGGCGCAAGAUGGCCCAGGAAAACCCUAAGAUGCACAACUCCGAGAUCAGCAAGCGGCUGGGGGCCGAGUGGAAAGUCAUGUCCGAGGCAGAGAAGCGCCCUUUCAUCGACGAGGCGAAGCGUCUACGGGCUCUGCACAUGAAGGAGCACCCGGAUUAUAAAUACCGGCCUCGGCGAAAAACCAAGACCCUACUCAAAAAGGACAAGUACUCGCUGGCCGGGGGCUUGCUGACGGCUGGAGCCGGAGGUGGGGGCCCGGCGGUCGGGGUGGGCAUGGGAGUGGGAGUGAGCCCUGCAGGGGUGGGCCAGCGGCUGGAAAGUCCCGGAGGCACGGCGAGUGGGGGCUAUGCGCACAUGAACGGCUGGGCCAACGGAGCUUACCCGGGCUCGGUGGCGGCGGCGGCUGCCGCGGCGGCGAUGAUGCAGGAAGCGCAGCUCGCUUACAGCCAACACCCGGGCGCUGGGGGAGCGCACCAUCAUCCACAUGCGCACCCCCACCACCCCCACCACCCUCACAACCCGCAGCCUAUGCACCGCUACGACAUGGGCGCACUUCAAUACAGCCCCAUCUCCAAUUCCCAGGGCUACAUGAGCGCCUCGCCCUCGGGCUACGGGGGCCUCUCCUAUGGCGCCGCGGCUGCCGCAGCCGCUGCCGCGGGCGGCCCACACCAGAACUCGGCUGUGGCGGCAGCGGCAGCUGCGGCGGCCGCGUCGUCGGGCGCCUUAGGCGCGCUGGGUUCUCUGGUUAAAUCCGAGCCGAGUGUCAGCCCUCCGGUCACCUCGCACUCGCGGGCUCCAUGCCCCGGGGACCUGCGCGAGAUGAUAAGCAUGUACUUACCCGCCGGGGAAGGAGGAGACCCCGCUGCCGCGUCGGCGGCAGCGGCAGCCGCGGCGGCGGCUCAGAGCCGGCUACAUUCCCUGCCCCAACACUACCAGAGCGCCAGCACUGGAGUCAAUGGCACUGUCCCCUUGACACACAUCUAGUUUCAGAGACUGCGAGCGAGCAAGCUGCCGCGCGCUAGAAUGAGUUAGAGAGCGAGCGAGAGAGACUGGCAAAGAAAAAAAAAAAACCUUACAUUGCAACAAACACACAGCAAACAACAAACUUGUACCUCUGCGAUGGGACUGUCGCUCCCCACCCCACCCCACCCCCACUCACAGCCCUGUUCCCCUCCCUCCCCUUACCUCCGAAAUUCGCUUUUCCUCCCCCCACCACCGCCGCCGCUGCCACCACCUGGACUUUCCUUUUUGUACAGAAUGUUUUGAUGUUCUUGUAAAAAAAAAAACAAACAACCCGAUAAUAUUAAUAAUGAGGAAAAGAAGGUAACAGUUGCUCUAUUUACCUUUUUAGAAGCUCCCGGGAACUAGUUAUUGAGACUAGUUUUGCGUUUUAGACUGAACUUCGGUGUUUUAUUGAGACUUUUUGUACAGUAUUUAUCAUUCAUUGAGAAGGCAUAUAGCGUUUUAUUUGCUAAAGAGGGAAAAAAAAGCAGACAAAGAUAUGGGCGAUGCCAACUUUUAUAUAACCGCUGAAGCAUUAACUUAUCCUUGCAUCGGUUCCUUAUGGCGCUUUAUUGCCUAAGAUAGAGUGAUGGGGGACAAUUCUCAUUUGUUACAGUUGUAGUAAAGCAACUCCGAACCACACGUUAAAGUUUUUUUUUGUUGUUUUUUGUUGUUUUUUUUUGGUAGCUGUUACCGCUUUUUUCUGUUUAUUUAUAUAAAGAGACAUCCCCCCUCUUUUUUUUUUCGGACUGCGAUGUUAUGUUCUGGUUUUUGUAAAACUUUCUGUAUCUGAGAUCUUCCCCCUUUUUUUGUUUUGUAUGAUUUCUUGUAAAUGCAUUGUGAUUUUUUUUUAUUUAGGCGUUUGGGAGGGGGAGGAUUCAGAUUGUGUACAUAGUUUACUAAGAAGCCUUUCUGCUAAAAAAAAAAAAAGGAGAGAGAAAGAAAAACCUCAAAACCUCCCCUCCCCUGGAUUUUGAGUUAAUAAAUUUUUAAGUGAAAAAUGUUUUUUUUCUCCACUAAAUUUGAGAUGUAUUAAUUUUAAUCAUAUGUAUAAACACCCUGAAAAAUCAUUGGUAAAUCUGGAGGGGGAAGGAGAGAGAAGUUAAUCUGGGUGAGCCGAGAAUAACAGAAACCGUCCCCCUUCCCCGCCCUGAAUUGGAGGGGGCAUUUCUAAUAGUCAAUAUCGUAUGUAAGAGGAGAAAGUGAAAAAUCAGUGAGGCUUGGGUUUUCCACGGAGAUUAUUUUUAAUAUCUAUUAAGUGUUGUUAAGGAAGGCAAAAUAUUAAAAAAAAAAUAUUUCCAUAGUCUGGCCCAUUCGUUUGCUUGUUUUAUCUGUGGAAGGCAAUAUCUUGGUGUGAGUUUACUUGCUGUGAAGCUUUGCCGCCUUAAACUGGUAUAGGGUCCAGACUGCACUUCUGUGUGGAGGGGGCAGGAGGGGGGAGGGGGGGGAGGGGAAAGACCCCAGUGGCGGGACUGGGCCAGGGAUGGGGGACAAAGACAACGGCGGUGCACAUGUGCCCCUGUUCCCCCUGUAAUUAACACGAUUGCAAGCAGAACUGAUCUAUCUGGGUUUGGCUCACAGAAACACAAUCUCUGAACCAAAAAUAUACUCAAAUUGAGUCCCCUGGUCCCUGUUCUAUGUCCCUUCCCCCUCCUCUCCCUAUCCUUUGGGGAAGGGUGAAACAUUUUGUGGAACUUUCAAAAUAUUAAAAAAAAAAAAAAACAAACCUGCGUGAACUGGGAUGCAAGUUGUUAACAACCGGUGUGAAAGCUGUAAAGCUAAAUGCUGUGUUUGUUCUUAACAGGAUCCUUAAGGUUGUUUAAUGCUUUAAAAAAUGAAUUCUAUUUUUUCUAGGUGUUUAUCGGUACCUUGACAUUUUUCUCUGGAAUUAAAAGUUUUCUGUAAAACUUUGUCUACUAGUAAUUUGACAGCAUUAAAUAUUGCAUUUAAAAGUCAUACGGUAGCAAAUACAUUUGAAACUAGUUGUGAUAUUAAGAUAAAAUUAUAUUUAAAAGAACUUUUAAAGUCCAGAUUGGGAAAUAUGGGUUUCAGAAGCUCUAGGCCUUUCUCCCCUUCUCCACCCCCCGCGUCCCACUGAUUUCUCAGCUUGUUUACUUGGUGGCGAAAGAAUCCAUAUUUGGUCAGAUAUUAGUUGGGGGGAAGAAUCGGGAAAAGUCUGAGUUAGAAACUACACUUUAACGUCCUUCUUUGACCAUUGACGUGUGUCAGUCGUUGGAAUCACUCUGGAUCAUUUUGCUUACACUGCUCAAUUCUUAAAGUAAUUUGCGAAAUUUCCAUGGACCAUGUCUAUUGUUUUCUAACAAGGUAAUAAAAAUCUUUCUUUUUUCUUUUCUUUUCUUUUUUUAAAAGUAA
Monodelphis domestica (gray short-tailed opossum) is the source of this 4478-nucleotide messenger RNA. RefSeq names its product SRY-box transcription factor 1 (gene SOX1). Gene Ontology annotation, molecular function: RNA polymerase II cis-regulatory region sequence-specific DNA binding; DNA-binding transcription activator activity, RNA polymerase II-specific. Lineage: Eukaryota; Metazoa; Chordata; Mammalia; Didelphimorphia; Didelphidae. Gene Ontology annotation, cellular component: nucleus. The record is from RefSeq and is a predicted model, not a curated record. Gene Ontology annotation, biological process: negative regulation of transcription by RNA polymerase II; positive regulation of transcription by RNA polymerase II; neuron differentiation.